UCGAAAGUAAGCUGCGAGACGUGGGGCGACCAGCGACCGACGUCGAGCUGUGCUGCAAAGCGGAGACAUCGCUGUCGCCAGAUCUCGCCCGCAGCGACGUUCAAACUAUGUCCAUUGGACCAUGGCGUCGGGACAGUUCGUGGCUAAACUGAACGAGUACGCGCAGAAAAGUCGUCUGACUGUCACGUACGACGACGUGGGCUGUGCUGGUCCCGAUCACAGCAGGACAUUCACCCAAAGAGCAGUGGUAAAUGGUCAAACUUACCCUGAGGGUGUGGGGAAGAGUAAAAAAGAGGCCAAACAGGAAGCUGCCAAACAUGCCCUAAAUGAACUGAUGAUGGAGGGGACUGAUCCACCUGACUCUUCCCAACCAACAGUUGAUAAUCAUCCCCCACCGGUUAUUGAGAAAAGUAUCUCUCAACCCAACUACAUAUGCUGGCUCAACGAGUACAGUCAGAAGAAGAGGGUCGCUUUAAAAGCUAAGGAGUCAACUAAAGUGGGAGUAAAUAAUGUGACCCCGUGCUGUAUGUUUGUGGUUGGUGGUAAGGAAUACCCAGUAGCCUACGGGAAAACAAAGAAAGAAGCCAAAGAAGAGGCAGCCAAAAUAGUGUUUGAUGAGCUAUGUGGCGGUCAAACUACCGGGACUAUGGAGGAGUAUGACAGUUAUCAGUCGAGUGACGAAAAGGAGAACCUGAAUCAAAGUACUUCGGAAAACACAGAGAGGACAAAAAACAUGAGCGUGGACUCAGAACAAACUCACUCCGAGAUAAAUUACAUUGGCAUCAUCAACAACCACUGUCAGAAAUUAAAUUGCAUACCAGAUUUCAAAUUUGUGAAUCGGUGUGGUCCUCCUCACAACCCUGAAUUCAUCUACAAAGUCGUUAUUGGCAAGACGGAGUACCCAGAAGGUGUAGGAAAGAGUGCAAAGGAAGCCAGGCAAAAUGCAGCUCAGCUGGCCGUGUCUGCCAUUCAAGAGCAGUCAAACAGUAGCAGCAAGAUGUCAACUUCGUCUGAAGAUGGUUCACCUAGCAGACUCUCCACAUCCAGCACAUUGGGUUCAACAGGUUCUUUCAGUACACCAUCCACCACAUCUCACAGUAACUCAAUAAUCUUCGCUGAUUCCUCUCCCCCUGCGAGGGGACAGAGUCCUGAUGUGAAGCCUAAAAGAAGACUUGCCCCAAAGUUCUCUUCGGCGGCUGAAAAGCAUGCUGUGAAUCCUGAUGUGAAAGAAAGGGAGAAAGGAAACUGUCCCAGUAAGGAGAAUGUUACCGAGACAACAACCUCAAGGUUUUUAACAGAAUUUGAUUCCAUAGCGCCCGUCGGCAAAGGAGGCUUUGGUACUGUUCUAAAGGCAACACGAAAUCUCGACGGCCGACAUUUCGCUGUGAAGAUCGUGCGCUCUAAACCAAAAGCUCUGCGGGAAAUAGGAGCACUGACAGACCUUCAGCAUUGUAAUAUUGUUAGAUACUACACGUCUUGGCAAGAGGAUUCUAAUUACAUCUGUGACUCUUCAACCCAAAGUUCUAGCUCUUCUCAGUCUAGCAGCAAUUCACCCAGAAAGUACCUCUACAUCCAGAUGGAGUUCUGUGAAAAUGGAACACUUAGAAUAUGGAUAGACAAUAUGAAUGAUUCAGCGCAAAUCCAGAGAAGAGAAGAAAGUUUGUCCAUAAUGCAACAAAUAGUAGAUGGAGUAGCGUAUGUUCACUCCAACAAACUUUUCCACAGAGAUCUGAAACCGGUCAACAUCCUGUUUGGAAAAAACAACAACGUAAAGAUCGGGGAUUUUGGGCUGGUUACAGCCGAGGAUGAUGACAAUGAUGAGAUCCAUAUGGAGCGAACAGAGCGCACAGGAACUCCCUCUUACAUGGCACCUGAACAGAAAAGCCAGAAGAACUAUGACAGAAAGGUGGAUAUAUUCGCUUUGGGGUUGAUAUAUUUCGAACUCCUUUGGAAACUCGACUCCAAAUCAGAAAGAGCAGCGGUCUGGAGCAGCAUCAGAAGUCAAAAUUUACCCCUAGUAUUCCCACAGAAGUUUCCAGAAGAGCACAAACUAAUUAAGUCCAUGCUGUGUGAAAAGCCAGAAAACCGACCAGAAGCAAGAAAAGUGAAGACGAGUUUGGAGAAGUGCUCUGAUGCAAUCAACAGAGAGCCAUCGCAUCACAUAAACAGGACUGUCUGAGUAUGGUCUGGGUUUCAGAAUGGUUACAGCACCUGAGUCAUUGCCGUUUUAACCUUCACAUACUGUCAUAUCCUGUGACACACGUACUUUUACAUGUCUGUUUUUGGAUCAGUUAUCAAUUCAUAUUCUGAUGAAUAACACACGGAGGGUCAUGAAAAAGGGGGGGUGUCUUCAUUUUUCAACAAUAGCAUUAUGAAUUAGGCUUGGGCAAUUGGAUGAAUACAUCUGUAAUCGGCGAUUGCCUGUGUCUAAUUGGCAGUUGUUUUUUGUUUGUUUGUUUUUUUUUUGUGUGAUUUUUGUCCUUUUACUUUGCUAAUUUAAUGGUCUUACCCUCAAGAAUUCAAGUCGGUAAAUAAUUAACCCGUAAAGCACAAUUCAAAGCGUGUGUGAGUAGGAACUGGCAGGUGGAGUUGGGCCAUACGUUGUUGUUGUUGUUGCACAGCAGUGACUAAAUUAUAAUUAAGCCGUCUUCAGCGGUUGCUUUUCGAUUGACUGGUGCUGAAAAGCAACGCCAAGUCAUGAAUCAUAUUUGAGAACUAGACUGAAAACUGUAUGUGCAGUUGUGCACCCUGAUCAUUUCAUAGCAUAGCUAUGUUUUCCCCACCUGGUUGUUCAUGUGGAGGCUGCAGGCAGAGGCAUCUUUUUUUUUCUUCCAAAUCAUGUCAGACAGCUCAUCAGCCUGUCUCUAAAGCUUAUUGCUUAGCGAAGAUCUCAAGGUGGUUUAUUUUGUUUAAUUGAAGAAGGGUAGCCUAUAGGCUGUCUAUGUUUCGGUAAAGUUAGAUUUUCACAUUAACGCUCGUGGAAACUGAUAGUGUUAGAAUCUUUUGCUGGCACUACUCGUUUGCAAAGAUGGCAACUUCAUUUAGGUCCUUCAGCUUGCCGGGUUGCAGUUGCAUCCGGUUUAAAACCAUAAUAAUCCCAAAUAUCCUUUUUCACAACAAGCUCUUCCGUGAUCGCAUUUGCUGAAAAUGGCCGACGUGCACACUGGGGGGGGGGGUAUCGGCAAUCGCCAAUUACUGGGCUUAUGGUGGCCGGUAGGAACAUUUUGACAUAUCGCCCAACUUCAUCAUGAAUUGAACAUGUAGUCGGGCGUGCACUACGGUGAGCACCGUAACUCAUCGGACAGUGUUGUUAUUUUGGUUCUGUACUCUAGCACUUUGAGAUUGAAAUGAUACAUUGAGGUUGAAGUGCAGACUGCCAGUUUUAAUUUGAGGGCAUUUUCAUCCAUAUCAGAUGAACUAUUUAGAAAUGGCAGUACCUUUUGUACAUGCCCCCCCCCCCAUUUGAAUUGGCAUCAUAGAUGUGUUUCGUUAGGUAGGCGUAUUCAUCUGUGUUGUUCGUGAAUGCGGAAGAGAGCCGUUGAUGUCUAGUCUUGAUUCUAGUCCUUGCAAUUGCCUUGGGAUGUUGUUGUUGGGGUGGGUCGAUGCAAAUCAAGCUGGCCGUCAUAAGGCUCGGAAAGGAAAAUCAGUCAAUCAGGAACACUGCAAAAACCCUGGGCAUGUCCAAGUUAUGUCAAAAGACCCGGUAGACCGAGGAAGACCACUGUAGUGGAUGACCGGAGAAUACUCUUUGGUGAAGAAAACCCCUCUGACAACAGCCCGGCAGAUCAACAACAUGCUCCUGGAUGCAGGUGUAGAUGUGCCAAAGUCUACCAUAAUGUAGAAGGCCACACCAGCAGGACUACAGAGGGCACACUACAAGAUUCAAACCACUGAUAAGCCUGAAGAACAGAAAGGCGAGAGUACAGUUUGCUAAAAAGCACCUAAGAGCCCCAGGAGUUCUGGAACAAAUUCUAAUGGGCAGAUGAGACAAAGAUUAACAUGUACCACAGCGAUGGAGAGAGGAUAGUGUGGAGGAAAAAAAAAUGUCCAUGUUCCAAGCAGGGAUGGGCAACAUGAUCCAGAAAGGGCCAGUGUGGGUGCAGGUCCAACCAAGCAGUUACACACCUGAUUCUAUUAGUCAACCAAUAGUCUUUGCUAAGGACCUUGAUUUGUAGACUCGUGUGUGACUGCUUGGUUGGAACAAAGAUCUGCACCCACACCGGCCCUUUCUGGAUCAUGUUGCCCACCCCUGAUCGAAAGCCUACCACUUCAUCCGUGAAACAUGGUGCAGGGGGUGUUAUGGCUCGGGCCUGUACGGCUGCCAGUGGAACAGGCUCACUCGUCUUCGUCGAUGAUGGGACUGCAGAUGGAAACAGAGCAAUGUAUUCUGAAUGAAUUCUACAGAAAUAUUUUAUUUGCUCGGGUAAAGCCAAAUGCCUCCAAACUCAUCGGAUGCCACUUCAUCGUGCAGGAAGACAAUGACCCGAGACAUACUGCUAGAGCAACCAAGGGGUUUUUGACGGCCAAAAAGUGGAAAAUCCUUGACUGGCCGAGUCAAGUCACCGGAUUUGAAUCCAACUGAACAUGCAUUUUACAUGCCGAAGAGGAGACUGAAGGUAAAGUGUCUCCAAAACAAGCAGGAACUUAAGAUGGCUGCAGUGCAGGCCUGGCAGGGCAUCACCAGGGAAGAUACCCAGCUUCGGGUGAUGUCUAUGUAUCGCAGACUUCAAGCAGUCAUUGCAUGCAAAGGAUAUGCAACCAGAUAUAGUGUUUGAUGCCCGAAAAUUGAGGGGGGGGGGCUAUGUACAACAUGUUCUAUAAUUUCUAAACGGUUCAUCCCAUAUGGAUGAAAUUACCCUCAAAUCAAAGCUGGCAGUCUGUACCUCAGAUGUGUUACCGUCCAGUGAAUUAUGGUGCUCACCGUAUGUGAAAGAUUAUGUUUUAACAUCAACAGACAGUGAACAAUCGUGUGGGUCAGAUGAUUAAAUGUCAUGAAAUUAAUGUCGCAUGCUCAGCUUUUGUCUUUUUGCCAUCAGUGUGCUAAGAGCUUGGCUAACUUUAGUCUCAAUAAUACAAAAUUGUGAGUUCGGGGAUCGAACACGGCAUUUGAAUCCUGUGGUACUUCCCGUCGAGGUUCACAAAAGUUGUUACAGUAGCAAGUCUGCAAAGAGGUGCCCAACCGUAGAUGGCAUGUUUUUAAACGUGUUAAAUCUAUGACAGCAACCCUGAAAUCAGCUUGAAACGCCUCCUAACUAAAUGUGCUGCUCGCUGCCCAGUGCGCUGAUACCGAAUGAAACGUCCGUAUUCAAGCCGAGGAAGUCAUUUUGCAAUUUUUCAUAAUCGUUUUUCCACCAUUUAGGCCAAGUGUCAACAGGGUAACAGUAUUUCAUCAGUAUACGGUCAAAUAUGUUUUGCCACACGAGGGCGCUCUUCUCUUUUUUGUUGCAUUCAUUAUGUCACGCUCAGUUUGACGCUGUUGAUGAAUGUCCAUUUCUGGAUGAGGGAGACAACUGGGCAAAAUAAAAAUAUUAAAACCAAA
Messenger RNA from Lampris incognitus (smalleye Pacific opah), 5539 nucleotides. RefSeq names its product eukaryotic translation initiation factor 2-alpha kinase 2 (gene eif2ak2). NCBI's taxonomy places the organism in Eukaryota, Metazoa, Chordata, Actinopteri, Lampriformes, Lampridae. Gene Ontology annotation, molecular function: double-stranded RNA binding; ATP binding; protein kinase activity. The record is from RefSeq and is a predicted model, not a curated record. The transcript is spliced from 19 exons. The coding region runs from base 122 to 2179 and encodes 685 amino acids. Gene Ontology annotation, biological process: protein phosphorylation.